GGCACUGGGGUUUUGGGUAUAAAGAGUGAGCUGAGGGCACUUUUAGACAUUUUUUCCAGAGGAGAAGAGCUGGAGUUACUCCACAACCUCUCCCAGGCAGCAGGAUGGAGAAGUCCAGGAGGAUGGUGGCCAGCGUGCUGCUGUGUGUGCUGGCCACAGAAUUGUGCCUGGGCCAGCACUGGUCCUUUGGGCUCCAGCCAGGGGGCAAGAGGAGCCCCCAGGGACCCUUCCUGGAGGUUGCAAAUGAAAUGGAAAAAUUGGAGGAGCCAGGCUGGAGCCAGAAUUCCAGGAUCAGGGAUCUGAAGGAGGUCAUGGAGAGGCUGCUGGAGGGAGAAGGAAGAAGAAAAAUUUAACCCCAAAUGGAGCUCAAAUGGUCUUUGCUUGGAUCAAUAUGUGAAUAAAUAUUCUGAGAUUGCAUCAAAACGUGGGGAAUUGUUGUGUGGAUUAUUGGGUUUGUGGAAAAGAGGAAAUAUCCCAAGCAGGGUCAGCUCUGAGUCC
Molecule: messenger RNA, 498 nt
Organism: Catharus ustulatus (Swainson's thrush)
Lineage: Eukaryota; Metazoa; Chordata; Aves; Passeriformes; Turdidae
Gene: GNRH1
Product: gonadotropin releasing hormone 1
Exons: 4
Coding region: 105-353 (82 amino acids)
Biological process (GO): multicellular organism development
Cellular component (GO): extracellular region
Molecular function (GO): hormone activity
Source: RefSeq, a predicted model, not a curated record